Molecule: messenger RNA, 444 nt
Organism: Eimeria mitis
Lineage: Eukaryota; Apicomplexa; Conoidasida; Eucoccidiorida; Eimeriidae
Exons: 1
Coding region: 1-444 (147 amino acids)
Source: RefSeq, a predicted model, not a curated record
AUGGCAACAGGAGACAGGAGGAGACGGAAAAGAAGACAGGAGACAGGAGAGGAGACAGAAAAGAAGACAGAAAAGAGGAGACAGAAAAUGAGACAGAAAAGGAGACAGGAGACAGAAGAGGAGACACUAGAGGAGACAGGAGGAGAAAGAAAAGGAGACAGAAAAGGAGACAGAAAAGGAGACAGAAGAGAGGAGACAGAAAGUGAGAGAGAAGGAGACAGAAAAGGAGACAGAAGGAGACAGAAACGGAGACAGAAAAGGAGACAGAAAAGGAGACAGAAAAGGAGACAAAGGGAGACAGAAAAGGAGACAGAAAAAGAGACAAAAGGAGACAGGAGACAGGAGAAGAGACAGAAGGAGACAGAAAAGGAGACAGGAGACAGAAAAGGAGACAAAAGGAGACAGAAAAGGAGACAAAAGAAGAAGUACCUCCAUAUAAAAUAA